Rhea pennata is the source of this 4002-nucleotide messenger RNA. RefSeq names its product ankyrin repeat domain 7 (gene ANKRD7). Bases 1 to 4002 code for a protein of 1333 amino acids. The record is from RefSeq and is a predicted model, not a curated record. Gene Ontology annotation, molecular function: protein binding. The transcript has 28 exons. Lineage: Eukaryota; Metazoa; Chordata; Aves; Rheiformes; Rheidae.
AUGGAGAGGCUCUUGGGGCUCUUCAGCAAGGCGCGGGGGCCGCCGUCCGGCGGCGCUUCGCUGGCCUGCGUCCGCGCUGCCUACGAGCUCCGCGAGGAGGAGCUGGGCAAGCUGCACCGCGCGGCCGCCAGCGGCGACCUGGCGCGGCUGCGGCGGCCGCGGUGGCUGCCGAUCCUCGGCAUCGACGGUCGGGACAAGGCGAAGCGGACACCUCUGCAUCUGGCUUGCGCUAAUGGACAUUCGGAGGUUGUGUCCUAUUUGGUAGAAAAGAAGUGCAAGCUGGAUCCUCGUGACGGCUUCAAGAGAUCGCCGCUGAUGAAGGCGGUGCAGUGCCAGCAAGAGCGAUGUGUUGCCAUUCUGCUAGCGCGUGGUGCCAACCCUAACCUUGCCGAUGCUAACGGCAACACUGCCCUUCACCUCGCUGCCAUUGCUCCUAGCACCUCUCUGGCAGGGCAGUUACUGGAGCACAACGCGCACGUUGAUGCGCAGAAUAAGAUGGGCUACACUCCCCUUGCUCUUGCUGUGACCGAACACCACGAGGAGAUGGUGGAGUUCCUGCUCCGAAAAGGAGCUGACGUGCACGCUCGAGAUCAGUCUGAAAGGACGCCUCUUAUGCUUGCUGCUUCUGCUGGGCACACGAGCAUGAUAGAAGUUCUUCUUCGCUACGGUGCUGAUCCUUCCGAGAAAGACGUUCUUGGAUGGACAGCGGAGAAGUAUGCUCAAAUUUCCGGGCAUGCUCGUGUUAGUCAACACCUGGCAGAGAGUGCAGCCGAGGAGAAGGCGGGAGAAGCUUCUUCAGGCGGUGCAAGGGACGAGGCAGUGCUUAGCACGCCUGCCGGAGCAGGAGCUGCUGCUGUCUCUGCACUGGGUGCUUGUGCUGUGGCCAGCGGAGUGUGGCAGGAAGAGGAGAGCGAUGACAGCUGUCCUGCUUCUGAGAAAGCAAAACGCAGUUUAGCUGCCAAGGUUCCUCGGGUGUGCUUUGUGGGAGGGGGCUGGGGUUUGCUCAAGCAGGUCUCUUUUCCCCCCAGCCAGUUGCGGUGUGUGGCCAUGGGACUGUGCAGUGAUGAGGACUCCGAGAGUGAUGCUGGAACCCAGCCUGUACUGCAGGAGGUGGAGGCGUGUUUGGAAGCAUCCCCUGAAAGGGAUGGAGUAGUGGCUAGUGGUGGUCCUGAAGUGGCCCAUACUGCAGCAGCCCCUGCUGAUGUGAGAGGUGUUACAUCGGCAGCAGGAGUGGAGCAGGAGGAAGAGAGCGACUCUCCCUGGGAUUCGGAGGUGCUUUCAGUGUCUGCAAAGGAGGGAGGGAAGCGUGAAGGACACGAGGCUGCUGCCACAAAGACAGACUUUGAGGGUGACAGACAGGUGACUGUGUUAAAGACGUAUGAAGGUGUUAGCGUUCCUCGGGUGUGCUUUGUGGGAGGGGGCUGGGGUUUGCUCAAGCAGGUCUCUUUUCCCCCCAGCCAGUUGCGGUGUGUGGCCUUGGGACUGUGCAGUGAUGAGGACUCCGAGAGUGAUGCUGGAACCCAGCCUGUACUGCAGGAGGUGGAGGCGUGUUUGGAAGCAUCCCCUGAAAGGGAUGGAGUAGUGGCUAGUGGUGGUCCUGAAGUGGCCCAUACUGCAGCAGCCCCUGCUGAUGUGAGAGGUGUUACAUCGGCAGCAGGAGUGGAGCAGGAGGAAGAGAGCGACUCUCCCUGGGAUUCGGAGGUGCUUUCAGUGUCUGCAAAGGAGGGAGGGAAGCGUGAAGGACACGAGGCUGCUGCCACAAAGACAGACUUUGAGGGUGACGGACAGGUGACUGUGUUAAAGACGUAUGAAGGUGUUAGCGCUGAAGAAGAGCGUGAUGAAACACAGAGAGCGCUUCCUCAAGAGAAGAGUGCCAGAGCCCUACGAGAAGAAAUUUUGAACAGCCCUGCUUGGAGACGGAAGGGCCCAGAAGAAGAAAGAAGAACUCUAGUGAAAGUUUCAGAGGUGUCGGGCAGCAAUGCGAGAGAAAAGGAGCUGUUGUACAAGCAUCGAUUAGUACGAGAUGAGAUUGCCGUACUAAGACUCGAGGCUGAUCAAGAAAGGCGCAGGAGCCAGGAGGAAGAAGCAAAACAUUUAGGGUCAAAUGGGACCUUGAAAGAAAAGAAUGAAGAUCUUCGAAAGGAACUUAGGCUGAACGAGGAGGCUUUAACACGAACCGUUCGUCGGUACAACGGGCAGCUGAACUCAGUAAAGACGGAAUCGGCAGUGCUGACUGGCAAACUGGAGCAGGCAAAAGAAAGCAAAGAUCAACUGGAGGCAGAGGUGGAAUCGCUGCGCUCCCGCCUGAGCUCUGCUCUUGAGGAACUUGAACGUCAUGAGGCAUCGAAAAGCAAUGUUGAGCAAACGUUUCAGAGAGAGCGUGACGAGUGGCUUCGUUUGCAGGACAAGCUCCGUCGUGACCUCUGUGAUGCGCGAGACGCUAGCGAGAGCUUGUCUCAGCAGCUGAGCAAAGCUGAGAGCAAGGCUAGUAGUCUAGAAAGUGAACUUCACCAACUGAAAGGGAGGCUUAGAGAAAGAACAUUGCUUUCAGAAGUGGUGCCGAAAGACUCAAGUCCAGCGCAAAGUCGGGCGAAGGAAUGUGACCGUGCUCGCCAGCUUGAGAAAGAUCAGGGUAUGGCCGGACAGGUGCAGCAGGAGGUUACCGACGCUCUUGAAAAGCGGUCGACGUCAGAAGCUUUGCUGGCGGUUGCCACGCGUUAUCUCAGGGACCUGGAAGAAGACAAACUGCGGCUGCAGAAGGAGCUGGUCAGGGUUAAAGGCAAGCUGCAGGAGUUGGAAGAACAGCGCGUUCAGUCCGAGCGUUGUGCUCAGGAUUUGAAGAGGGCCCUGGAAGACGAGCAAAGGGAAGCGAUGGCUUCUUGCCGGCAACUGCAAGACCUUCCGGAAGCCUCCUCGGGCUCCUCGGGAGCCAUUAGCCGGAAGGAUGUGGAAGAGCGAGUGGCACGGCUUGAACAGGCAAAGGCCAGCCUGGAAGGCAGAGCCCAGGAACAGACUGCUCGCCUGGAAGCUCUUCAGGAAGAGCUGCACAGCUCAGCCUCUGUUCAUAAUGGCCUGGAGGACCUGAUGCCUGGCUUAGGGACAAGACGGGUGCCUUUGGGGGAAGACCAAAAUCAGCAGUGUGAGAGCAACGGAAAGUCCGUGAAGAAGCUGGCAGAGUGGGAACAACCAGCAGAAGCCCGCCUGGAGGAAGAAAUGCAAAGAAACAUCGAAUUGCAGAAAGAGUGCAACAGGUCCAAGAGGCUCCUGGAAACAGCUAUGAAGAAACUGAGGGCGUAUGAGAGGCGAGAGAGUGAGUCCCAGUUGGAUUUCCAGAGCAAAACAGAGGGCGCAUGUUCUGGAAAGGGCGAUGAAGUUGGUAGAUUAAGAGCAAAGGUCCACGAACUUUCCAACUGGCUGGCAAGAGAGCGGAGAAGAUCGAGGCAGCUAGAGAAAGCAAAUGAAGGUUUGCGAGAAGAGUUGGCCUGGAUGCACGGAAGCCGCGAAAGUCUGCGGAAGAGCAAGCGGCUGCUGGAAGAAGAGGUGGUUGCCCUCAGGCGUCAUUUAGAGGCCAAGAAGAUGGAUCCCAGGCACAGUGAAGACUAUAGAAGGGAGAUUGAAGAAAGAGCAGAGCAAGAGCUAAGGCAAAAACUGGAGGAAGUCAAUCUCUUUCUGCGCACACAGGCAGCCACCCAGGAGCGAGUGGAUCAGAUCAGAGCCGCUACUGAAGCUUCCACGGUAGGCCGACUGCAGCGGAGAGUUAGCGAUUUAGAAUGGGAACUGGCCCUCACAAAACGCCUGCAUCGAGCCAGAGCUCGUGAGAGGUUUGUGGAAGCCGUUGCCGCACCUGCUCAUGAGCGCUGCAGAAGCCACUCUCUGCUGAUGAACCCAGUGGGCAAUGCUUCCUCUGUGGAAGAGCGAGUGGAAGCUCAUAUGGCUGAGUCGCUUCUAGGGGUCUCGGCCUGCAUCGUGAUGAACCCUCACAAGCCUUAUGUAACGGUGUAA